Aegilops tauschii subsp. strangulata is the source of this 771-nucleotide messenger RNA. Lineage: Eukaryota; Viridiplantae; Streptophyta; Magnoliopsida; Poales; Poaceae. The record is from RefSeq and is a predicted model, not a curated record.
AUGCGCUACCCCGUCCGCCACGGCCUCGCUCGUCGCGCCCCCGCCUGCCUUUGCCUCGCCGACCAGACCGUGCCUCCCCGCACACGCACGCGGCUGCACGCGCCCGGCGCCGCGUCCCGGUUUUGCUCGCGCCGCCACCCACGGUGGCCUCGCCGCGCCUCGUCUCCGCCCUCUCCUCCUCCCGCGGCCGCGCCACCGCGCCGCCCGCGUGCCACUGGCCGCACCGGCACCACCCCCUCGCCUCCGCCCGCCGUGGCCCGGCUGGCCGCACCGGCUUGCCCCGCCGUCGGUGCCCCGGCGGCCUCGUCCCGCCCUACGGACGAAACCCUAGCUUCUCCACCGCGUGCCGCCGGACGAAAACGUCUGCCGACGGACACGUCCACCCCCUGCGCCGCCGCCACGUGGCACGCCUCCGGCCACCCACCGCGCCGGCCCGCCCGGCCCGCCGCGGGCCCGCCGGCCCGCACCGCCGCCCCGCGCCUGCUGUCUUCUCCGCGCUUGCCUCACCGAGCUCCGGCCGCGCUCGCCGCCGCCACCGCCGGCCCCGGCGUCCGCGCUACCUCCUCCGGCCGCCGCGCCGUCCACCGGGGCGCCCGGGCCUCGCCGGCGCCGCCCGCCGCCGCGGCAGCGCCGCCUCCCUCCGGCCGCUCCCCCUCCGCGCCGCCCUCCAGCGUCCAUCUCCUCCGCCGGCGCCCGCCUCCUCUUCUCUCCCGACCGGCGACGAGCACGAGCCCGGGAACUGCUCGAUCCGAUCUGGUAGCCGUCCGUUGA